UUUUGAAUGCGGGCCGUGGGUCGGUCGCUUUCGUUCGUUGCAGUGUAAAUAAAGAAAAUUAAAGUCCUCGUGUGACUUGUGAACUUGUUGUGUGAUUCAUUAGUUCAACAUAGUGCUAUCACGAUGGGAUGUGGAACGAGUUUUGUGAAAUAUGUGCUAUUUUUCUUCAAUCUGGUCGUUGCGUUAUUGGGCCUCGCAGUGGUGGGGAUUGGUGUCGCAUUCCUCGUCAACUGGAGGACAGUGAAGGAUGAGCUACAGGCACACCUGACCGUCGCACCAUGGGUGUUCAUCAUCAUCGGUGCCAUCAUGUUCGUGAUCGCUUUCUUCGGCUGCUGCGGAGCGAUUCGGGAGAGUCACUGCAUGGUUGUCACCUAUGCCAUCUUCUUAUUGGUGAUAAUCAUAAUGCAAGUGAUCCUGGCCGUGCUGUUGUUCGUAUAUGGGGACACCAUCAAGACCGGCUUGGAGAAGGGUGUAGAUGGACUGUGGAACAAGCGCGCCAGUGACGGAACCGCAAGCGAGGUCUUCAACAACAUUCAGGCUCAGUUGCAAUGCUGCGGUAACAACGGCCCCGGAGACUACUACAGCGCAGUGUUGGACAAGAGCUGUUGCAACUACGACGCGUUCGGGUCACAGGUGGUCGGUUGUACCGUCGCCACCGCCAACCCUGGCUGCAGGAAACGGAUCGGAGAGCUUUACGAGAACUGGAACAAACCAAUUGCCGGCGUUGCUAUCGGCGUCGCCUGUAUUGAGGUGGUCGGAGCCCUAUUUGCGCUGUGCCUGGCCAAUUCCAUAAGAAACAUGGACAGAAGGUCACACUACUAAUAUUUUGUACAUUAAAACUGAUAUGUAUAAGCUGUGCCGCCAGGAUAACAUUCGAACGAGAUGAACGUGUUAUUAUUCGUCAUAAAUUUAUGUAUAAUUAAAAUAUAAAAUAAUCGACUAUUACGUGUUCAAAUUUGAAAUGAUGACCAUCAUUCACCCACCAAACGUUAUUUACAAGCACAUUAUCGAACGAUACAGAU
Molecule: messenger RNA, 1022 nt
Organism: Diatraea saccharalis (sugarcane borer)
Lineage: Eukaryota; Metazoa; Arthropoda; Insecta; Lepidoptera; Crambidae
Source: the annotation of a GenBank genome assembly